GUUAAGUUGCAGGAAAAGACCUAAAUUAUACCCAGGAAACAAACACUUUCAACAGGAUUAUGAGAAGAUCUUUAUGACAUGGAAGAUGGGGAAACAGCUUAAUUUCAGCCUUCCCACCUCCAAUACUUUAGGGUUUUCAGCGGACCUGAAAAGCGCUGCGAUGGCCCGUGUGGCCAGCAGAUGGCGCCAUGUGACAGUGAACGGCGAGGCGCCCGCAUUGUAUGGGCUGAGAGGCGCCGGAGAGCGAAUCUGCAGUGCCGGGCGGUGCUAUAGCUGUUCACCCUGGAGAAGCAGUGCGUGCGAAUAGAGAGAGGAAGGGGCGCCGACGAUGCUCCGAGUUCAUUUUAGGCCAGUGGGGAUCUUAAACCAUACCUAGUCCGGCUUCUCCCGCUCCUGGGUCAGAAAAGCGCAUCCCUCUCAGUACCACAUUAAGCACUCGGGAGCCAAUAACGCGGCGCAGAGAGAGCCCGGUCUUCGGUCCAGUCGUGCCAACCCAGGCGCAGGGAUCUACUACUGAGGGUCCUCGGGGAGUCGCGGACCGCAGACGGUCCCUUUUCAUUGGUAGUUGGACGGGCAGCCCCGCCUCCUCUCGUACAGCUCUCAACUGUGACUGGCUAUCGGGUCCCGGCUGGUCACACCCCCUCCUCUCGCAAAUACACAAGAGUCACGCGCCUUUCAGUUGGAAACUUGGCGUGCAGAGGACGGUGGCCCUCAUCGCCCCACCCACUUACCUUGCCAUUGGUCCGCGGCGCAGCUCACGGCCACGCCCCCAUUCCAGCCCCCUGGCUGGGAGGGCGGGCGCACGCUCGUGAUUGGCUGGUCGGCCUGCCUCUCGCGGGAGCGGCUGGCUCUCUCCCCACGCCCUCCCCCUCCCGCGAGCCUCGAGGUGCCUCUGCUGGCCGAGGCCGACUCAGUGUCAGUCAGGGAGGCGGGCUGCUGGACGCUGGGUGCAGACACUCCAUUGCAAUCUCGCCCCGAGGCCGAUGCCUGCGCUCGCGCCGCGGGGUAGGAAGGAUGAAGCCGCAGCUGGAGCAGCCACACUAUGAUUGGCUGUGGCGCUGGUGAACCCGAAGUAAAGAUGGCGGGCGGGCAGGCAGCCGCCGCACUGCCCACUUGGAAGAUGGCGGCUCGCCGCAGCCUCAGUGCCCGCGGCUGGGGGGUCCUGCAGGCGGCGGAGCGGCUACUGCCGCUGUUACUGCUGAGCUGCUGCUGCGGCGCGGGCGGCUGCGCAGCGGCUGCCGAGAACGAGGAGACGGUGAUCAUCGGGUUGCGGCUGGAGGACACGAACGACGUGUCGUUCAUGGAAGGAGGGGCGCUGCGGGUGAGCGAGCGGACCCGGGUCAAGCUGCGGGUGUACGGGCAGAACAUCAACAACGAGACGUGGUCCCGCAUAGCUUUCACCGAGCACGAGCGGCGGCGCCACAGCCCCGGCGAGCGCGGGCUGGGGGGUCCCGCGCCCCCAGAGCCGGACAGCGGCCCCCAGCGCUGCGGCAUCCGCACUUCAGAUAUCAUCAUCUUGCCCCACAUCAUUCUCAACCGCCGUACUUCGGGCAUCAUUGAGAUCGAGAUCAAACCGCUGCGCAAGAUGGAGAAGAGCAAGUCCUAUUACCUGUGCACGUCGCUCUCCACGCCAGCCCUGGGCGCCGGGGGUCCGGGGUCCGCGGGCGGCGCCGUCGGGGGCAAGGGUGGCUCCGGGGUGGCCGGGCUCCCCCCGCCCCCGUGGGCCGAGACCACCUGGAUUUACCACGACGGCGAGGACACCAAGAUGAUAGUAGGUGAGGAGAAGAAGUUCUUGCUGCCCUUCUGGCUGCAGGUGAUCUUCAUUUCGUUGCUCCUCUGCCUGUCAGGAAUGUUCAGCGGCCUUAACCUGGGGCUCAUGGCCCUGGACCCCAUGGAGCUGCGCAUCGUGCAGAACUGCGGCACCGAGAAGGAGAAAAAUUAUGCCAAGCGCAUUGAGCCCGUGCGCAGGCAGGGCAACUACCUGCUGUGCUCGCUGCUGCUGGGCAACGUGCUGGUCAACACCACUCUCACCAUCCUGCUCGACGACAUCGCGGGCUCAGGCCUCGUGGCGGUGGUGGUCUCCACCAUCGGCAUCGUCAUCUUCGGGGAGAUCGUGCCCCAGGCCAUCUGCUCCCGGCACGGCCUGGCAGUGGGAGCUAACACGAUCUUCCUCACCAAGUUUUUCAUGAUGAUGACCUUCCCCGCUUCUUACCCCGUCAGCAAGCUGCUGGACUGCGUCCUGGGCCAGGAGAUAGGCACAGUCUAUAAUCGGGAGAAACUGCUAGAGAUGCUCCGGGUCACUGACCCCUAUAACGACCUCGUUAAGGAGGAGCUGAACAUCAUCCAGGGGGCUCUGGAGCUCCGCACCAAGACGGUGGAGGAUGUGAUGACUCCCCUCCGGGAUUGCUUCAUGAUCACCGGGGAGGCCAUCCUGGACUUCAACACCAUGUCGGAGAUCAUGGAGAGCGGCUACACUCGUAUCCCAGUAUUUGAAGGGGAGCGCUCCAACAUCGUGGACCUCCUCUUUGUCAAAGACUUGGCAUUUGUGGAUCCAGAUGACUGUACUCCCCUGAAAACCAUCACUAAGUUUUAUAACCACCCCUUGCACUUUGUUUUCAAUGACACCAAGUUGGACGCUAUGCUGGAAGAAUUUAAGAAAGGUAAAUCUCACCUGGCUAUUGUGCAACGAGUAAACAAUGAGGGAGAGGGGGAUCCAUUUUAUGAAGUUCUGGGAAUUGUCACAUUAGAAGAUGUGAUUGAAGAAAUCAUCAAAUCUGAGAUUCUAGAUGAAACAGAUUUAUACACUGAUAACAGAACUAAAAAGAAAGUGGCCCAUCGAGAAAGAAAGCAGGACUUCUCUGCCUUUAAGCAGACGGACAGCGAGAUGAAGGUCAAAAUAUCGCCCCAGCUGCUCCUGGCCAUGCACCGCUUCCUCGCCACAGAAGUAGAAGCAUUUAGCCCAUCCCAGAUGUCAGAGAAGAUCCUUCUAAGGCUGCUAAAGCACCCCAAUGUCAUCCAGGAACUGAAGUAUGAUGAGAAGAACAAGAAAGCCCCCGAGUACUACCUCUACCAGCGAAACAAACCUGUAGACUACUUCGUUCUCAUUUUGCAGGGAAAAGUGGAAGUAGAGGCUGGGAAAGAAGGUAUGAAGUUUGAAGCCAGUGCUUUUUCAUACUAUGGUGUAAUGGCCCUCACAGCCUCUCCAGUUCCUUUGUCCCUGUCUCGUACCUUUGUUGUCAGCAGAACAGAGUUGUUAGCAGCAGGUUCUCCAGGUGAAAACAAGUCGCCCCCUCGCCCCUGUGGCUUGAAUCACUCAGACUCUCUUAGCCGAAGCGACAGGAUUGAUGCCAUCACGCCGACGCUGGGGAGCAGCAACAACCAGUUGAACUCUUCAUUCCUUCAAGUCUACAUUCCUGACUACUCAGUCCGAGCCCUCUCUGAUCUGCAGUUUGUGAAGAUCUCAAGACAGCAAUACCAAAAUGCCUUGAUGGCAUCCCGGAUGGACAAAACCCCUCAGUCUUCAGACAGUGAAAACACUAAAAUUGAAUUGACUCUUACGGAGCUGCACGAUGGGUUGCCAGACGAGACGGCCAACCUGCUCACUGAACAGAACUGUGUGGCGCACAGCAAGGCCAACCACAGCCUGCACAGCGAGGGCGCCAUCUAGGGGCGCCCCUGCCCCGCCACUGGCCAGGCGGGGGCAGCCGUGGGGCCGGCCUACCCCAAUCCCAGUAGUGUGAGCUGUGUCCCUUGCUGCAUCGCGCAACAUCCUGAGACCAAAGACUUUGUCCCCUUCCUGGAAGACGCAGAGGAGAGUAAGGGAGGAGUGGAGACUGGAGAUGGGACGUCGUCAGCCUGGGUGCAGCAUUCGAGAUAUUGGAGAUGAACUUCCGCCCAAAUAGAAUCAUGUUUAUUUUUUCAGCUGUACCUUUUAUCAUUAUUCACUCUCCUCUUUCCUCGAUUUGCAUGAAGUUGAAAAUUGUUGCGACUUAUUUUUAUCAAGAGAUCAUGUUUUUUUUUUUAAGUGUCUGUUGCAGAGUUCUAACUUGUCCUGUCUGAACUCUGAUGUGACCCCAUCUAGGAUGGACCUGCUCCUCCAGCAGCCUGCCUUGGCCCUCCAGGGAGGGGCACCCUGCCCGUCUCCGCAUGGGUGUCACUGUCGAACUUGAAGGAUGAAUGAAGAAAACUGUCCGCGCAGACCUGCCGAGUCUGUCCUGGCUGUGGGUGGGGUCUGCGGAGGGACCUGCUGCCACCUCCAAGCUCCGUGUUGUUUUAAGAAGUUAAUGUUUAACUGGGCCCCUUUCCCUCAGAAAGGCUUAUAUGCUUGGAAAUGUGAUUUAGCUCCCACUCUAAGGAAUUUUUAUCACCAAAAUGAAUGUUAAUGAAUUUUAAACCCAUGGUUUAUCAUUGGCAAGAAGCAAGGUGACUUCAUCCCGACAUCCCUACAGCCUGGGAUCACCAGCUCAGCCGGGCCUCGCCCCCCACCUGUGCCCCAGCUUGCAGACACUCUCGCCCACCUCCCUGUCCUUGCUCUUGUUGACCCAAGAUGCUGCUACACAGAUGCCAAAUGGAAAUCUUCCACAGGGCUUUUUGAGCAAACGUGGCGUUUCAGGCUCUUCCCCUCCCUGCUGGAAUGUAAUGUAUGCAAUUGUCAGAAAAGGAGCUGGACCUUCCAGCUGCGCUCUGCGCCAUGCCGAGGCGGUGUUUCUAGACCCGCGUGCUUUGAGUCGGGGGUGCUGGGGCCUGCCAGUCUCUGUCCCGGGGCCCAGCAGUGGCUGUGUCCUCCCCCCUCUCCGAGGACCUCCAGGCCUCCCGCCUCAGAGGUGGCCCACACGAGUGGCUGCCUGGACAGCCAGGGUCAGUCUGGCCCCAAACAGGAAUUCAGAAACCAAAUGUGUGUUGUGGCCAUUUCAUGUGUGUCUGUCUUAUUUUAAUACCAAAUUCAUCAUGUGUAGUGAAAUUAAUGUCAGGAGGUAUUAUCUUGAGUUCUGAACUCCUAACUACCGUAUCUGUGUCUUAAGUGUUAGCUCCGGGCGUGUGUACAUUUUGUUGGUAACAUUCAUACACUGAAGUAAAUUUUUACUGACCGUAGUUUUCAUAUAGAACUGUCAGUCCCGCUGCCUCCAGCCACUAGCCAAGAAGAUAAUAUUUUCACCGAGGGUCUCAGUGAACCAUCCCUCUUCAAGGUAGGCCUGGGCCAUACAGGGAGGGCACUAUGGUGGGAGCUGACCAGCAGUAUGCAGGGCCCCCCCCAUGGGGGCAGUCUGGGGGCUCCGGUGUCCUAUGCACACGUGGUGAAGGGUCUUCCCCUUAGAAGUUCUGUGCCAUUCAUGUCUAUAGGAGAAAUGGGAGUCAGGCAGAGAAAUAUUGCUGGCUUUGUCCGCCUUGGAGCAUCUUCCUCCGAAGGUGCAGCGUCCCUUGGUGCGGGAGGUACUGACUUUACCUGGUAGAGUCACAGGGACUGCAGUGGGUACCCUGCUACAGUGGGUACCAUGAGGGAGCACAGUGGUCUGCUGUUUGCACGCACCUUGCCACCAAGCUCAACUUCAGUAGCACCCAGCAUCAUAAGUAUCCCCUUUUAUAAACUAAUCUGAAUAAACUUUUUUUUUUAAGUUGUAUCUAGUUAAGCAUAUCCCAGUACAAUGCAGUAACUAGGAUUAACUCUAAGAAAUGAGGGUUCCCUACUAGUGAAGUGAAAGCUGGGCUUGAAGUGAAAGCUGGGCUUUGUUGGAUGGGAGAGGGGAGCUUCUCCCCCAAGCCAUGCCACACUCUUGGUCCAGAUCACAGUUGCCUUCCCUCUGGGUCUGGAGAAUCUAGUCCUGCCACUCUGGACUUCAAGAUAUUCAUGUCAGCUUGUGGCCUGUCCGCUUCUCCACACUGUCCAUCUUGGCGUGCUGUGCUACUGAGAGGAGCCUUUGGAAUCAGAGUUAAGUGUUGAAUCUUUUUCAGAACCCCACUGUUCCUUUAUGAAUCUUAAAAGUUCUGUAAGGUUCUGGGGAGUGAAGAGAGGAUUCCAGUUCUCCCCGGCUUGACUUUAAGGAGAAACAGGUUACUUCUCAAUACUCUGACCCAAGUGUGGUGGACUUUUGAAAAAUCUUCUCUACAGUGGGACUCCCAGAGGACAAAAUUUUAGUCUCCCAAGUUUUAUUUCUUUUAACACUGUUAAGAACAGGGAACAGUUAACACUGUAAGAACAGGGAAUCCAAAAUAAUUCCUUUCUGGCCCCUGGCUUUGGUGAGUGAUCACUCUUUACACAACACUCAGUGUUUGAGUGACCAGGCUCCUCUUCUGGAAACUGACCUCAGGCUUCUGAAGGAGAAAACACUGGCUUACUGCUUCUCUGAGGCAGCAGGAGGGUGACUUGGGCUUAGAAGUUCUGUGCCAUUCAUGUCUAUAGGAGAAAUAGGAGUCAGGCAGAGAAAUAUUGUCAAGUCGUUGAGAACUCGAUGUGAAUGGCCGGGCGGAGGCAGCAGGGCGGAGGCAGCAGCACCACCAGUGGGUCAUCCUUGCCUCGGGCUGCUGGCUUUGUCAGCGUGGAGGGCUGUGGUUGUGGGGCCUGUGCCCAGCUCGGUGUAGCAGGACAGCACCACCUCCAGCUCUCUCCUAAGCUGUCACUCUGUGGGGACCCCAGGAACUGGAUUCUUGGUAUCUAAUUAUAAAGAACAGUCUUUAUAAAUAAUUAAUUGGGUUGCUUUGUUUUGUUUUGUUUGCCCUAUUGCCUUAGAGAUUCUCUCCCUUUGUUUCUGUCUAUUCCAUAUUCACCAAGCAAGUCCAAAUUCAUCUUAGGAAAACAGAACCUUAAGAAUUUGUACAUGGAUAUUGGAGUGCUAAUCAACUAGCUCAAACCUUGUUUCUUCCAAAAGUUAAAUGUGAAAGGGGACCUGUUUAAACUAUUCUUCCUUCCCACUCCUCACUUCCUGAAGAGAGUUCAGUGCUCACAUUGACACAGCUGGCUUUCCAUGUGGAGGGACUCUAUGCAUCUUGCCACUUUCUAACGUUAUUUUAAGAAAUUUCUGUGCAGAUACUGAACACAGAACUUUACACUAAUGUGGGACAUUAACUGUGAAUAUAUUGCCUGUGUUAUAUCCCCUGUACCAUAGGACUAAAGGAGUGGCUGCACUAGGUCUAGGAAAAUAGAAUUGCAUUUUCCCCAGGAAAUUAAACAACAGGAAUUUGGGCUAAGCAUGGACCAUUAACUUUUUCUCAAAUUUGCUCUGGGUCGAAUUCGCUCAGUCUCUGAAUGUGUUACGGCUAGGGCAAAACAGGAAUCAACCCAGUCAUCUGGAAAUCAGGGAUCUGUGGCCAUUUUUACCUUUCCUGGGCCAAGGAGACCAAGAUCCCACCAGUGUUCCCCAGGGGUGUUCACAGGGAGAGGCUUGGUGGGGUCAGGGCUGGCGCAGGAAGGUAUUUACCUUGUUCCACCAGAGGCUGGUAAAUACGCAGGAAGGUAAUUUACCUUGUUCCACCAGAGGCUGCCAGGGAGGGGGUGGUUUAGGGGCACAAGCUUGGGGAGUGGUAACAGCUCCUCUCACCCUUGACCACAGAGGUAGGUUUUUCUUGCAGGGUUUUAAGAAUCCAAGGCUGAGCUGGCUAUUUUAGGGUAUAGAGGUUUCUGAGGCACCUGUUUGCUUUCUACUUGAAGACACAGGUUUACUUCCAUUCUGGACUCUAGGCUCAUUACUGGUGGUGCUUUUGUCCAGCAAGGGUGCCUGGGUAUGUUGUAGGAUAACCCAGAAUUAGGAGGGAUUUAGAGGCUUGAAUGUGAAAGUGGCUUGGAGAUUCAGAAACCUUUCUGAUAUAAAUUUUACCAGUGAACAACCUACUCAGUGAAAUUUUAUACCUCAGGGCCAUUUGGAAAUCAUUUUUUCGUUUCUUUAGUAUUCAAGUGGGCUGAUAGGAGAGCUGAGUUCAGAGAAUUCUAAGAUGAGGUUCAUUUGCCUCCAUAUGAAUGGUGCUUGUAUUAUAUGACCACCCCUCAAAGCUGUGACAUGGCGCUUCUCCUCCAGCACUUGCAGGGAAGCUUCCUGCAGUGAACACUUGCUGAUUUCCCUUCUGCCCUGUCUGAAGAUUCCAGAAUCCUUGUUCAGCCCUAAAGAGAGGACAGCCUGGAGGAGCUUCCUCAUCUAUCUGGACUGGGGCCCUCCUCUGCUACUUAGAAACCUUUAUGGUUGGCUUGGCUUAUGUAAACUCCAGCUAUGUUAGAGCCACUGACAUUUCACUAGAAUUGUCUUAAAUUUAUCUUUUAAUAGGAAAUACCAGGCUACAUUUGAAGCAACAUGGAAGGUUUCUAAUGAGAAAGCAAAGUUCUAGGAGUUUGUAGGUCAAGGCUUAUAUGUACAGGUACCCUAAGGCUCGAUUAUGUUUUCAAAUUUUGUCACCUUUAGAGACCACACAUUGGAAUGGUGGGAUGUCUUCCCUUCUGGUACUGCUCACAUCUGACCAAUAUGGAGUCACUCAGGAAGUUUUCUUGGGGGGCCACAUUCCUCUUCACAUUUCAUCCUGGGGAGCUAUCCACAUGGACCUGGUCAGGCUUGUGUGUGCGCGUGCGUGCGGUUUUUGUUGGGUAUAAUCAGCUGGUCUCAGGCUUCUAGAACAGGAGGAAGUGGGAAACAGCAAGGCCUCAGGACUCUGCAGAGUCCUAGCCUAUCUCGACUUCGUAGUCCCUGUAUCUGAAGUCUACUCCAGAGGUGGAAUGCAUCAGUCCCAAUGAACUUGUUUCUGGAGUCAUUUAAACCCAUAGAUGUGCUUGCUUUAUUUUAUGUUAUUUAUUAUGUACAUAUGCCUCUACUGUUAGUACACUGACCAAGAUGAGAUCUGAACUGGAGCCCUUCAUGGAGUCUAGGGUUCUAGCGACCCUUUGGGGGGGGGGGCUGCAGUUUUGUUUUCAUUUUAAACAGGUUGCUGCACUUAUGUUGACCCAAGCAUCCCUGGCUCCUCUUUUGGGUCCACCUCUAUUCCUGAUGACCAGUGUUUGGGAUGAGGAUGAAAGCAAGAUCUACUUUGUGGCACAGCCUCUCAGGUAUCUUUGUGAAACACUUCAGAGGUGGUUUCCUGGUGACUGGGUCUACUUUCUACAUAGUGGUACAGCACAGCUGUGGAACCAGCGCCCACCCUCCUCCCUACCCUCCCAAGUCAAGUGCAUUGUCUGGUCCCACCACAGUGAUUGCCUCCACUUCCCACCUUGGAUUUUAGAAUCCAUCUUUGGACCCUGGAAGCUGCCUGCCCAUCUGGGCUUCUAAUAUGCCUUUUCUUGGUUUUGAGGCCCAAUGCUAACAUUGCCUUGGUCCUAAAAUAAACCCAUUUUGUGUCUGAUUUUCAUCCUCUUAGCCUUUACUUACUGUAUCAUAGUGUACAUUUCAUUCCUUUCAGCAGUGAAGUUUUCUGAACACAGUAUUCAGAGCUGUGUACAUAAACCUAAAUAAGCACAAAUGACAUGUAUAGGUUUCAUGAGCUGAUUGUCAUAAUGAAUGCAUUUUAUAAUUCAAAUGUUGUAGAUUUACAAUCUCUCCUAUUUAUUUUGUACCAAUUUAUUUGUAAAUUUUGUGAUUGUUCAAAAGGUUUUGUUUCUAUUAUUCUAUUUAGAUAAAUGAUUUUCUGUUCACCCUGCUAGCAGAUGUGUGUUCCCUCUUUCCCCUUUUCAUCUAUGCAACACCAACCUUGGUUCCCUGCCAGACUGCAUGGCUUUUACUGGUGAAAAGCUGGGCUUGGUUGUUGGCAUGGAAACACAGCAAGGCAUUUUCUUUGGAUAGACAUCACAAAGACUUGUGAAUGUUAAGAUUGCUACAACAGCGCCUCCAGCUUAGAAGCUAGUACAAUCUACAGGAUGGUAAGUGUCCUCCUUCACAAGGAUGCUCAGUCACACUAACACACAUUUCGACUGGGCAAAUGUCUAAACUGGUUUUUUUUGUUUUGUUUUCUGUAGGCAAGAUCUAGGCUUCAUUCUAGUCUCUUAGUUGGCUCUAUGAGACGAGAAUGGCUUUUUAGGGCCUCCUCUGCUAUACAAAGCCUAGGAGAAAGAUGGCAAAGGCACAGAUGGUUCACCCUCAAGUUAAAAAUGUGGCAUGAGUACGUAAGGCACGUUCAAAUGCUCUUCCAGAUUCAGUAGACAUCCCACAUUCCCCGUAUCCAGCGUGUAUGAGCUGCACUGGAUUUUCGCCCAUCUUCCGUCGUCAUUUCAGGUCUUCUUUCUAUCUUAGCCUCCUCUCCUGUGAUCAGACCUGAAGUUCUUGUCAAGGUUCAGGCCCCUCUGUGACCAAUUCCUAGACCGUAUCUUAUUGGAAUAUUUUCCCUCUCUACUCUCUUAUUCUCUAUUCUCAUUGGAAUAGAGACUAUUUCAGAGAAGUAUGUUCUGCGAGUUGAAUCUCUUGAUGACUGCUCCUUUUCCCCCCACUGUAUUAACAAGGAUCUUUGCAGUUUAUUUUACUUACACUUAUCUGGAGACAUUUCAUUGAUGAACUUAGUUAGGAUCAGAUUUGCUGGGCCUGACCUAACCUCUGUUACUUCCCCCAUUUCCUGAAAGUAGAAUGAAGUAAUAAUUUCUAUGUCACAGUGAAGUAGUACCUUCUUGGGAUUCUGUUUGCUAAUCUCAGUAGUACCAGUGACUGUGAAUUGCUUUAUUGCCAUCAAGAUUGGAAAGGAAUUAAGUGACUUCAGCAUAACCUCUCCCCACUUCUGCUUUGUUAAUAGUUUCUUCUGUUUUAAGGUCAAAUCAGGAAAUUCUCCAAAGAAAAUAGAGGUAAUUUUUCCUACUAUGAAAUAGAGACAUGCCUAAGUCCACCUGCAUCCAUGUACUGGUUCUCUUCUAGACUUCAUGAAAAGCCCUGGGGUUCUGUUUCAUAUAACAAAUUGUGUCUCCCACUGCCUCUUCCCAACUCGGCACUUCUGAAGACAGUAGUGAUUUUCUUGUAGAGCAAAAUGGUACAAACCAGAUGAUCUUUUCAUAGCUUGAGUGCAAAAAACUUAUUUUAUACUUUGGAAGAUUCCUUACUAGGCCAAAAAUUAUCAUAUUAGAUGGCUAAUAAAGCCUUUUACUUUAUUUGUUUCACCAUUUUCCCUCCAAGAUCCUCAAUCCAUGUUCUUUCAGAACAAAGUAUUUUUGAACAUGAGGGCCAAUGGGGUCUAAAAUGAUUUUAAAACACCCACUCUGAGAACUCUUUCAAAAGACUGGAUACUUUACUAGACAUUUUUCAGUCUUGGGAAGGUUUGGCAAACCCCCUUUGCAAUGUCUUAGGACCUGGUUGGACUUGGGAGGACAACUGCUGUCUGUCAUGGAAAGGUUGCAUGCUCAUUCAGUUGCUCAGACUCAUCUCAGCACAGAUUUUUUUUUUUUUAGACCAAGCACAAUAGACAGAAGGAAAUGGACGAUAAAUAAAUGUAUUUGGGGACAUACUCAUAUCUAAUUUGACUAUCUAAUCCACCUUUAUUCUAGUAAUGGAACAAAGGUAUCUUACGUUGUGGAGAAACAAGAGGCUGGUCAUCUUGUUUUAAAUUGUAAAAUGUUUAAAUAGAUUGCUUGAGAUGAGGCUUGUUUUAUGUUCACUUGGGAGUACUUUUUGUGUUUAAAGUGCCACAGAGAGAUACAUAUUUUAUUAUUGAAAUCACACAUCUUUUUUUGGAACAGGUCUGACUGACCUUUGUGGCCUUAGGAUGAAAACACUGCUUUUAAGAACAGGUUAAAAGGUUGAGAUUGCCAGGUUAGUAGAAACCUUGCCUUGAUCAUUCUGGAAGCAAUCGCAUGCUCUUUAGAUGAAUUAACAUGUGGAUUACUGGAAGUUGCCUGCCUCUAGUCCCUCACUGCUAUGUGUACACAUACCCCCUGCUUUGGAAGCAGGUACAGUUAGUUGUUCUUCUAUCUUAAGGCUGCUUGAGUAGCUCCAGUUCUUAUAGUCUCCCCGAAGGUCUGCAUUAUUUGAUAUUGUUUCGUUUGAGAAAUGACUUUAGGAACUCUAGGCCCUAGUCACCAAGAAAGAAUGCAUGAGAAACCUAAGUAUUGAGACAAAGUACUAACACAGGAAUUGGACCAUUAACUGUAUGGCAAUAGUUACCAUUUUUCCCACCAUCAAAGAAAGGUUAAAUAGUUUCCAUAACAUGGAAUGUGGACAAGACUCCUAACCUUAAUGCAGAGUUAAAUAUGCAGUUGUUUGUCUCAGGCUAUUUGUGGAAAAUAAACAGAGUAUUUUUAAAUACUCUGGCAACUCUGGCAGCCCUGGAAAAAUUGUAGAACUUUAAAAUUGUUGACAAAAGAUUUCUUAAACAAAUAAAUCUGAUUCAGAAAUAUCUAAACAUGGACAAAGUGCUUUUUAAAGUGGUUCUUAAAACAAUACUAACAUAACUAAAGGAUUUGUAAGUUCAAGUUAUUUACUCUAGUUCCAUUACGAACCACUUUGCCUAAAAGCAACUUUUCUGAAAUCUGUACACUUAGCCAUUAACUACCAUCAUUGCAGAGAUGAACAUAUGGGCUGAGUUCCCCAGCGGAGCUGAGGUCUGCCUGUUGGAUAUGUCAGGGCCAUUAAGUUGGACAUUCAGUUUAGCAGUGUUUCCAAAUACUAAGGAAAGUCGGGUGUCACAAUCUAAUUUCCAUUCAGCUUCCUUAACAGAAACAUAUUUUACAACUCCCCAGAUGCCUGCCCAUGAACCACUCCCCCACCUAGAACACUAACACAAAGAAGCAACACAGCUAUGGGUCUUAGGCUUCUUGAACUUUAAAAUGAUUUGGUGGUCUUAAAAUAGUUAUGACAAGCAGUGAAAUUUAUGCUUUUGAGUUCUCAAUCUUUAGACUUACUGUAGAGAAACAUCAACUUUUUUAUAAGAAAGUGUGAUAAAGCAAAGUUGGUUCUUGCUCUGAAAUGGAAAAGACAUGUGCUACUACUAACCAGUAGCUCAUGUCAAAUUGGGAAACAUGUCAACCCAGUGGUGGUUCUCAUUCAAGAUGGACAACUAAGAUAAGGAGAUCAUUUCAAACAGCCAUUCAAACAUAUUUCUUGACAAUUAAUGUAAAACUAUGUGUAUUGAAAGCAGUGAAUGGAUAUUAAGUGGUUGUGUUCUCUACUUAUAAAGUGGUUUUUUUUGUUAUCUUCACAAGAAUGUCACUGCCCAGUCAAUAGUCAUUACAGUUAUGCAACAGGAAGGGGUCAAAGUCAGUAUUAGAAAUAUUGUACUUUAUUGAAUUCUAAAGCAACUAAUCUAUCCUCCCAAGUUAUCUAAUGACAAGAAGUAUAUCAAGCCUAAACUAAGAUUGUAUGCC
Messenger RNA from Condylura cristata (star-nosed mole), 13243 nucleotides. RefSeq names its product cyclin and CBS domain divalent metal cation transport mediator 2 (gene CNNM2). Gene Ontology annotation, biological process: magnesium ion homeostasis; transport. Gene Ontology annotation, molecular function: magnesium ion transmembrane transporter activity. Lineage: Eukaryota; Metazoa; Chordata; Mammalia; Eulipotyphla; Talpidae. The transcript has 8 exons. The record is from RefSeq and is a predicted model, not a curated record. The coding region runs from base 1043 to 3667 and encodes 874 amino acids. Gene Ontology annotation, cellular component: plasma membrane.